Messenger RNA from Gopherus evgoodei (Goodes thornscrub tortoise), 934 nucleotides. RefSeq names its product carboxypeptidase M-like. Bases 1 to 909 code for a protein of 302 amino acids. NCBI's taxonomy places the organism in Eukaryota, Metazoa, Chordata, Testudines, Testudinidae. Gene Ontology annotation, biological process: proteolysis. The transcript is spliced from 7 exons. Gene Ontology annotation, cellular component: cell surface. The record is from RefSeq and is a predicted model, not a curated record. Gene Ontology annotation, molecular function: metallocarboxypeptidase activity; zinc ion binding.
AUGAGGGCUGCGCUUCCCUGGAACAAUGCAGAUCACAAAGAUGUGAGAGAUGAGGAGAAGGCAUUCUCUGGUAGAGACCUGUGGGUUCUUGUUCUGGGAAGGUUUCCAACCCAACAUACCAUUGGCAUACCAGAAUUCAAGUAUAUUGCUAAUAUGCAUGGGGAUGAGACAGUUGGCAGGGAGCUGCUGCUCCAUUUGAUAGACUUCCUGGUGACCAAUGAUAAGAGUGAUCCAGUUGUUACAAGGCUAAUCAAUAGCACACGGAUUCAUAUCAUGCCAUCAAUGAACCCGGAUGGAUUUGAAGCUACAACAACGCAUGAUUGUUAUUACUCAGAAGGAAGGUUCAAUAAGAAUGGGGAAGAUCUGAAUAGGAAUUUCCCUGAUGUUUUCAACAGUAACAAUGUCACAAUCCAGCCAGAGACUCAAGCAGUGAUAAAUUGGAUACAAAAUGAGACAUUUGUUCUUUCAGCUAACUUGCAUGGUGGAGCACUGAUUGCCAGUUAUACAUUUGAUAACGGUAACCCAGCUACUGGCUCUUUACAAGGCUAUAGCAGAUCACGAGAUGAUGAUGUUUUCAUACACCUUGCAAAAACCUACUCCUCCAACCAUGCCAGCAUGUACAAAGGGAAUGAAUGUGGGAAUAAACCAGUCUUUCCAUAUGGCAUUACUAAUGGGUAUGCCUGGUACCAACUGCAAGGUGGGAUGCAGGAUUACAACUACAUCUGGGGACAAUGUUUUGAAAUUACUUUGGAGUUGUCAUGCUGUAAAUAUCCACCAGCAAGUCAACUUCAGGACUUCUGGAAUGACAACAAAGCUGCUUUGAUUGAAUACAUUAAACAAGUUCAUCUCGGCUACAGCACCUGGAUCUGGAUCAAUAUUAAAGACACUGCUAGUACCAAAUGGUCCUGAAAACUUCAGUGCUUUGAAAUAUGAC